UGUCCUGACCAUGAUCAUCGCUGCCUGUGGUGUAAGGACGCCCUCGUGUGGACAAACAGUAGGACGAAGGAAACCAUGAUUUUCUGGACCGAGUGGAGUUGGUUGGUGACGGACUUCAAAUCGCUAACUACUGUCAAAGAUUUCUUAAUUUAGUUUAAUUAUUUGUGUUUAUUAAUAUUAUAUUACUGUGUAGUACAAUCUUAAAAUGACAGAGAAGUAACUACUCUACCAUUUGGAGAGUGGUAAACAAUAACAAAUGACAACAUCCACCCGGAUUGCUGAUGAAUGCCACAUUUGAUGUUCUGUUUGGUAGCAAAUCUAAAAUACUGCACAAAAUCAAAAAUCUCUCACCAACAGAUUGCCCUGAGAUCUUCUCUUUGACACAUUAUGCAUUAAAAACCUCUUAUAUAAAACACCUAAUUACUGAAACCCCUACUGUAAUGACCAUUAAUUCACAAUCACUUAGAGAAAUUAGAAAUCUAAUAUAUUCGUCCCCGCACCAAGUUUUUCCUAAUUGGCCCCAUGAGGGAGCCAUCUACGCACAUUUUGCCAGCUGGGGACAUCAGCUGUCAAUCAAACACCAUCUUUAUAACUAGCCGCAGAAGCUGCAUCAUCGCGUCUUAGGAUAAACCGGGAGACAGACAGGAGCUCCACUGUGAUCACUGAUCGUCAAUCAAUAUCUUCUAUGAUGCGAUUGUUUUCACAGGUUUAGAUUCAUUUUCUAAAAUACAGCUUUUCUGUUUGUGGAAGUUCUUGGAAGCUUUUUUCAUCUCCAGACUGCCUCGGACUUCUCCUCUCCUCUCAUAUCAGAUCACAAUCGUCUUGGGAAAGAUGGAUAAGUUGAGUGGGAACAAUGGGACUGUGUUGAAUAGCUCCAUAGACAAGUGGCCGUUCAAUGAGUACGGAUCUUUCCAGCAUUUUGACCCCGGAGAGCUCAGGGUCCUGGUGCCGGCUAUUCUCGGAGUCAUCUGCGUCUUGGGUGUGGCUUGUAAUCUCACCGCGAUGGUCAUCCUGUUCUCAAACGCACAUAAGGGCAAACUGUCUCUCAUCAACUCCCUCAUCUUCAACCUGAUGUUUGCCGACGGGCUGGUGCUGAUGUUCACGGUGCCUUUCAAGGCUGCCUCCUACUCCAAGGCUAGCUGGAACCUGGGCUGGAUGGUAUGCAAGACGGCCGACUGGUUCCUCCAGUCUUGCAUGGCAGCGAAGAGCUUGACAGUGGCGAUCAUGGCCAAAGCCUGCUACCGCUAUGUGUCAAACCCCACCAAGCAGGUGAGCAUCCACUUGGGCUCCAUCCUGGUGGUGCUCUUCUUCAUCUGGCUCUCCGCCUGCUCCGUCACCAUCCCUCAUUGGCUUUUUGCUACGCUGCACAGAGAGAUCCGGGGACUGGUGUGUGUUCUGAUGGUUCCCGCUGAAGCCCGUAAUUUCAUGUCGGUGUACAUCAAAGCAUACCCUCUGGCGGUCUACUGCGCACCUCUCAGCUUUGCCCUGAUGUAUUUCUGGAAGGCUUAUGGCCAGUGCCAGCGUCGCUCCAGCAAGACUCAGAACCUACGGGCUCAGAUCCGAUCCAGGAAGCUGACUUUAAUGCUUUUUAGCCUCACUGUGGCCAUGGCUAUCCUCUGGCUGCCGCAGUGGGUGGUAUGGGUUUGGGAGCGUCAUAGGGCAGAGACGGACACAGAAGGAGCUCGGUCCUUUAGCUCCUCUCCUCCACUUCUUCUGACCCUCUCUGCUCAGCUCCUCACAUUCUCUCUUUCACUGGUGAACCCCCUCAUCGUCCUCUCCCUCUCUGAGGAGUUCAGGGAGGGUUACAGGGGCCUGUGGAGGCGCCUCACCCUACGCAAACAAUCUCCACCUAAAGCAAAGCCUGGACCUCACAACCCAACCACUCUCAAGUCCCCUUGUCCCAGACCGGAGACAUCAGGCCAGCUGGGGAGGGAGUGUAGCCUUCAAUCGAGCUCCAUCAAGGAACCCAGCAGAGAAGCUCAGCCUCAGUCGGAGCAAGGUGGAGGAAGAGGAGGAGGGAAGGAGGCAGACAGGGUGAGCCUCAAAGAUGGGAUUGUCUUGCCUGACGUGGAGCAGUUCUGGCACGAGAGGGAGACCGGACUGCACACGGAAGAAAACGAUCCCGUGCCGUGGGAGCACCAGAACAAAGAGGAAAAAAAAUAACCAAUCUCCUGAAUGGACUGCUGAGAGUUGCGCCGUAAACCUGUGGUAUCCUGUCAACUGUGUUUAUGAUAUUAUUCAGAGGUAAGAAGUGAAACCAGUGCGAGCGUGGACUACAAAUAGAUUAGCAUCAUCUGUAUAAAUGAUAAACUUUGCAAUCAUGUCUUUACGUUGAUUACUGAAGCAGAACUGGAUUGUAAUUGUUUAUUUGUGACUGUAAAUUUAAGUUUCUGGUAAGCAGGACAUGGUAUACACUGUAUAGAGUACAGUAGAUGAUGUUAAAUAUAUAUACAUAUAUAUAUAUAUUCAGUGUUGCAUAUUAAAUCAAUAUAAUACGCAGCAGAUUUUAGUAUUGGGAUAUAUAAGACUGCCCUUCACUUAAAAGUUUAAACAGGAGAAUCUUAAUUGGAGGUUGGUGCUAAGACUAUAUUCUGGAGUUGAGUCAUUGUUUGUACGGUAUACUCAUUUAGAUAGGAAAGUGAUGUGGAAGUAGGUAUUCUUUUUGGUGUUUACUGCCCUCUUUCAGUGAAAGAUUAUUUUGUCAUAAUUGUGCAUCUGAAUGACAAGUGUUUACAAUAAAGACAACUGUCUAAAUGUA
Messenger RNA from Mugil cephalus (flathead mullet), 2758 nucleotides. It is a transcript of the gene gpr151, whose product is annotated as G protein-coupled receptor 151. NCBI's taxonomy places the organism in Eukaryota, Metazoa, Chordata, Actinopteri, Mugiliformes, Mugilidae. Gene Ontology annotation, cellular component: membrane. The record is from RefSeq and is a predicted model, not a curated record. The coding region runs from base 832 to 2163 and encodes 443 amino acids. The transcript has a single exon. Gene Ontology annotation, molecular function: G protein-coupled receptor activity. Gene Ontology annotation, biological process: G protein-coupled receptor signaling pathway.